Molecule: messenger RNA, 3483 nt
Organism: Crotalus tigris (Tiger rattlesnake)
Lineage: Eukaryota; Metazoa; Chordata; Lepidosauria; Squamata; Viperidae
Gene: MBNL2
Product: muscleblind like splicing regulator 2
Exons: 10
Coding region: 1711-2865 (384 amino acids)
Molecular function (GO): metal ion binding
Source: RefSeq, a predicted model, not a curated record
GCAACAAAAAUAGGAGUGGGCAAAGAAAGAACGAUGUUAAGUAUGAUGCACUGUGAUAAUCUUGAUAUUUAUUAUUCAGUAUAUAACUCUACAAAAUAGUGGCUAAAAUGCAUCUUGAUUUUACCUGUUUUUCAUUUCCAAUUAAUGAAAAUGUGAAAUGCACGCCUAUAUACUAAAAAAAUCAGAAUGGACAAAAGUUUUGCAUUUGUCUUUGCAAGAUGCAUCCUUGUUCUUCAUUUUCAAGCAUUUGGUAAUACGUAUGUAUUUUAUAUGUUUAUAUUAUUACUUUCUUCCACGGAGUCAUUAGCAAUUUGUUGUUUAUCUUCCGUCUGAGAUAUCCUUGGUGCUCUCUCAGCUUGUUUUCUUGCAGACGUUUCAUUACCCAAACUAGGUAACAUCAUCAGUGUUAGCCAGCACUGAUUUGGGUAAUGAAUCGUCUGCAAAAAAACAAGCAAGCUCAGAGAGCUACAAAUAAUCUUUUAUUAGUAUCUUCCAUCUGCUUGACCACUAACAUUGAACAAAAGCGAAAGAGGAAAUCCAAGGAUGCAUCUGAGACAAGGCUGACUUUCAACCAUCACUUUCCUAGUAUUUUUGGCUUUUUACAUCCCCCUUUCGGUCGGCCUACUUCCAUCUGUACCAUACGAGGAAAGCUCUGUGUUACUUCGUUUGGCUCAUGAGGCUAGCCCACUCCCGCGGGCUUAUGUUUUGCCUCAAUCAAAAGGCGGCAGGCCAUUAUUUCGCCAACACGAGGCUUCGUCGUUCAUUCUCCCUCCCGUCAUGAGUGCUAAAGAUCCCUCUGGCGUUGAGAAGUGCCACUAACCCCCUCUGGACGCCCGUGGGGCGAAGAGGGGGGGAUAAUUCACGCCCCAGGGACGAGGCGCAGAACAUCGCCUCUCUUUCUCUCUAGCGCCGCGGUGUCAGGCGGGCCGCCGUUCCUGGUUCACGCCGCAGCGCGUCUCGUGGGCGGACUCGUCAUGGAGGCUGCGGCUCCGUGAAGAGGAGGAGCAGGAGGGAGGCGGCACGGUGGCUUUCAGUUCAGCCCUUCCAGAGAGGGCCUUGUGCAGCCAGUUUCGAGCUGCCGCUGCUGCCGCUGCCGUCACUCCGAGAGCGCGCUUGUCAAGUUCUGGCGGUUCGCGCCCAACCUCACCAGCGCCGCGGCCGCCUCGCUCUCCUUUGCAGGUUUCUGCACUAUAAGUGCCUUAUGUAGUCAUUGUACAGAAAACUUCGUCGUUCUGAUGAUCAUCUCUCAUGGCUAGAUAUUGGCGUUUACUUUACAAAUCAUCUAUAGCAGCUGCUUCUUGUGAAUCUGAUUCCAGCAUUUAGAAAACGGGAGAAAAAAUAUUGAACCAAACAAGAGGACUGCUGAAUCUGUAGCUUUUCCUAUCUAAUUAACACCAACAAAGAGGAUAAUACAGCCUAAAAUGUAUAAAAGAAUGCCAUUGUAUGAAAACAGAGUUUUUUCCCAGUAACAGGAACGCUGGCCAGAAAUGCUACUGUGCAUGGUUUUUUUGCAGGCAAAAGUGUACAAAUGGCAUAUAUUGGUUGAUAACUACAAUGUUCACUGAUAAUAGCUGCUUAUUCAUCUUUGUAUGCAUUGGAUUUUCUUAAGCUACACCUGAUUUUAUUGAAAGGAACAUCUUGAUUUUUUUGGAGUUUUUAAACAGAGGCUAUUUCAUUAACAACUCACAAAAUCGAAAGCAGUUUUACAUCAUGGCUUCAAUUGUUGCUCCAGUGAGAGACACAAAAUGGCUGACAUUAGAAGUGUGCAGGCAGUUUCAGAGAGGGACUUGUUCACGUUCUGAUGAGGAAUGUAAAUUUGCACAUCCAUCCAAAAGCUGCCAGGUUGAAAGUGGAAGAGUGAUUGCCUGCUUUGAUUCUCUAAAGGGCCGUUGUGCAAGGGAGAACUGCAAAUACCUUCAUCCACCAACACAUUUGAAAACUCAGCUAGAAAUUAAUGGUAGAAACAACCUGAUCCAACAGAAAACUGCAGCAGCAAUGCUUGCACAGCAGAUGCAGUUUAUAUUCCCGGGAGCACCUUUUCAGCCAAUGCCAUCAUUUCCAGUAGGACCAACAAUAGGAUCUAAUCCAGCACUAAACUUUGCAUCAUAUUUAACUCCAGUUACUUCUGGGGUUGGAUUAGUUCCUACGGAAAUUGUUCCCACACAAUCUGUAAUUGUUCCUGGAAAUCCCGUCUCUGUCUCUGGAUCAGCUCCACCACAGAAACUCCUCAGGACAGAUAAACUGGAGGUUUGCAGGGAAUUCCAGCGAGGAAACUGUGCACGGGGUGAAACCGAUUGCCGCUUUGCACAUCCUUCUGACAGCACAAUGAUUGAUACAAAUGACAACACUGUAACUGUUUGUAUGGAUUACAUAAAAGGGCGUUGCCUGAGGGAAAAAUGCAAAUAUUUUCAUCCUCCUGCUCACUUGCAGGCCAAAAUCAAAGCUGCUCAACACCAGACAAACCAAGUGGCAGUGGCAGCCCAGGCAGCUGCUGCAGCUGCUACAGUCAUGACUCAGUCGACUGCCAAAGCAAUGAAGCGACCUCUUGAAGCAGCCGUAGACCUGGCCUUUCCACCUGCUGUCCUUCAUCAUUUACCAAAGAGACAAGCACUUGAGAAAAGCAAUGGUGCCAGUGCUGUUUUUAAUCCCAGUUUCUUGCACUACCAACAGGCUCUUGCUAGUGCACAGUUGCAGCAACAUGCAUCAUUUAUUCCCACAGGGUCAGUUUUGUGCAUGACACCUGCUACCAGUAUUGUUUCCAUGAUGCACAGCGCUACGUCCGCCACUGUCUCUGCACCAACAGCUCCUACAGCAAGUGUCCCCUUCGCUGCAGCAGCCUCAGCCAAUCAGAUAAUCCUGAAAUAGUGAACAGGAAUGGAAUGGAAUGUCAAGAGGCCUUGUUGAGAACAGCAAAGCAUUGUUAUUGUACAUACAACCCUGUCUCUUCCUUAACAGAAUUGCCACAAACUGCAUGCUGAAUAAAGAGUUUAUUCAUCUGGACAAAACACACUUAAGAGCUAGUGCUGCUAUAUCAUAUAUGAAUAUUAAGAUGAUAUGCUUAGUAUAUUCAAAACUAAUCUAGUUAACUACCUGAUGCCAGCUGUGAUGGUUCAAGACAUACAAGGGUAAUAUUUUACUUUUCAAAGUUUUAUAUAACACUGUUUACUUCUUAGGAAUAUUGUCUUAUCACCAUAAAAUAGUGAAUGUAAGUCGUCCCAUUCAUAUAUCGCAGGGUUCACGGUUUUACGACUCUUUCAAUGUUAGCAAUAACUGAUUUACAUUGGCCACUAAAUCCAAGAUCUAACUGCAUGAAUAGUUUCCCAUGAGAGCUGUUGCUUUGGUUGCAUGUUUCUUCAACUGACCUACCUGCACCCCAGAUUGCCCAGAGAAAUUUUUUUGAAACUGGACUUUUAAAAGUACUUUGUAAUGCUGCAAAGGAGAAUCUGGUUCCAGAGAUGUAGGUCAAGGGAAUUAAAAAAAAAA